Ectocarpus sp. CCAP 1310/34 is the source of this 2523-nucleotide messenger RNA. Lineage: Eukaryota; Phaeophyceae; Ectocarpales; Ectocarpaceae. The record is from the annotation of a GenBank genome assembly.
UUUCGUUUGAGCACUUCAGCGUCGCGAUCGGGUCUCGCAGCCACGAGAUACAGCAACCCGCCCACCAGCGCUCUUGAUGUGGGGCAUCUUAGCCCUUGUCGGGCUCCUGCUGCUAAGCAUGGGUCGGCAGAGAGUGGACCCCGUAGCCGCUGAAAAGGCGUGUGAAGCGGUACGCAGCGGUCGCAUGUCACAGAACGCCGCUGCAGCUGCCUUUGGGUUGGGUAGAAGCUCCCUCCAGCGGCGUCUGGAUGGUAAUUGCGCCAUGGACGCGAGGGUUGGCCCCGGGACUGUCAUGACCAAAGCAGAGGAGGACGCGGUGAAAUAUCUCCUGUUGUACGCUGGCAGAAACUUCAUUCCUCUCACCACCGCAGACCUCACGGAACGCGUGAGCCGGCUCUGCAACGACGGUCGGCCGAUCCCGUGGAACAGUGACAAGGGCCCGGGGAAGGACUGGCUCAAGGGCUUCCUCGGAAGGCACGAGGGCAUCAGCCAUCGACUCGCCCGCAUCUACGAGUCUAACCGGGUGACCUCGUCAGAGGAUGAGCGUCUGCACAAGUUCUACGGUUUUUGGGCGGAGUUUCUCGGCGAGCACAGGCCUGCGGCCGACCACAUUUGGAACACGGACGAGUCAGGGACAGCGGGUCUAUGCGGAACGGGGGCAGCCGGUGGUCCCGCAGAUGCGUUCCACUUCGCGGAGAACUGCACGAUCGUAACUACCAUCAACGCCGCCGGCGCCGUGUUGGCCCCUACCAUUAUCUUCAAAGGGCAGCGUUUCAACGAAGAUUGGAUCGUGGAUCAGGACGGCCCGCCGGGUGCGACGUACACCUGCACGGAGUCGUCCUUCAUGUGUGGUGACGUGUUCAUCAAGUACAUCAUGGACUUCCACGAGCAGCUGCGCAAGCGCAACUUGCUCGAUGGAAAACCCCAUGUGCUCGUGCUGGAUGGGCACGCGUCGCACGUGAGCUUGGAAGUCGUGGAGUUGGCCAGGUCCCUCAACAUCCACCUCGUCCAGCUGCCCUCCCACAUGUCCCACAUCACCCAGCCCCUGGACGUCGCUGGCUUCGGGUGCUUCAAGAAGGAGCUGACCAAGGCGAUCCAGGCCUUCCCGGCGACACACGGAGGGGCGUUGCCGCGGAAGCGGGACAUGGCCUCCGUGAUCGGGCAAGCGUGGAGCACGAGCUUUACGCCGGACAUCAACAAAGCUUCCUUCGCCGGGGCGGGCCUUUGGCCGGUGGACAAGGAACGGGCACUCAGUCGGCUGCUGAAACCCAAGAGGAAGGAGAGGGAAACCGACCGCCCUCCCCUGCAAGACGUCCCCAUCGCCGUGAGCAACGAUCGGCUGGAGGAAUUGCUGGGCGAACGCGCCGUCCGCAAGCUCCUGGGGGAAGGCCACACCCUCACGGGACUCCGCGUGAGCACGGUGUUUCUCGGCGACUACCUGCCCAGCAAGCGAUCCAAGAAGCCGCCAACCCGGGCGAACUUGGGCAUUCCAGAGGGAGGACUUCUCACUUGUGACGGGUGGUUGGCGGAGAUGAAGAAGAAACAAAACGAAGCCGAGGCUGCCGAGGCCGCCAAGGCGGCAAAGGCCGCGGCGAGGCAAACGGCACGGGACGCGAAGGCGGCGGCGGCGGCGACGGCGGCGGCGAGGAACGGCGGGCGGGGACGGGGGCAAGGGCAGGGCAGAGGGCGGGGCCAGGGAAGGGGGCGGGGGGGCGGGCGAGAAGAGGAGAGUAGGAGGGACGAGCGAACCGAGAGAGGGAGGGAGGAAGGGGGGGGGCGAGGUGUUGGUGUUGUUCAAGGGGGGCGAGGGGGGCGUGGGCGGGGCGCGCGGGUGGGCGGGCGCACUGUUGGUGGCCGCGGCGAGGGCACGGGGGGGCAUGGGCGGGGAGGUGGUCCUAGCCGCGGUGGGAGAGGGGCGGAAGGAGCGGGAGGGGCGGGAGGGGCGGGAGGGUCAGGAAUCACCGGGGGUCAGCCGCCGGCGGCGUCCGUAUCGCGAUCGGGACGAACCCGCACGCCGACACCUGUAGUGGAUGUCUAGGUUUCUUCGGGGAGGUGGGGGUUGUAUUGUUGUGCAGAGAACCACAUGGUAUCGGGCUAAAGUUAGCUCUGAAUGGCUUGAAAUUUGUGUGUGGAACUGAUUUCGAACUGUUGAGUGUUCAGUACGGGUCACGAGGGUGCUUCAGGUAACGUGGUUGUCAAACAGCACGUCGAGGGGGAGGCGGGAAUGGCUGGCGGACAACUUGUGGACAAACCCGGGGAUGCUGUACUUUUGUCCCCUGGGCUAUGUUUUGUUUUUUUUUGUCAUCCAACGUGUUUUCUGCAACCUUCAGUACGUUCCUCUGAAACGGCGUCACGCGGGGGGUUAACAUGGGUGUAAAUAGUUGCUUCAACAUGUGGCACGGUUUUGGCGGAAUUUGCUGCCGUACAAGCCAAAAAGGGGGCAAAAGUGCCCAUGUUUAGACAGGCAUAUCACCAUCCAUAGGCAUCCGUUUAACUUUUUUUUUUUGUGACUCAGAACAGGAU